AUGAAAGCUGUAGCAGAUUGGUUUGUGUAUAUGGAGGGGGAAGUUGGAGCUGUUGCUAUAGUUCAUUCUUACGAAGAUGGCGUUCCACCUGGCUCUCAACAACCAAGACUGAAUGCUCUUAAUGUUCCUCCUAUGGGUUUGUCUACCCUAUCUAUGCUUUUGGUUCCAGACGUGUUUAGUGAUUAUGAGGAUAUGCUGGAAGAGACUCGAGACUUUCCCAGAAGAACUGACGUGCUGAUGGCUACUUCCCUGGCAGCAGUGGAUUUUUCCCCAUGUGGGAAAGCUGCCCAAAAUUUCAAAAGAAGCCAAAGAAAGAGGAUGAUAUUGGUCUUGCACAUGGUAUUACAAAGAGAAUUCUUUCAACAGGUAGAUUUUAAUUUCAUUUACGUGCUCAAGUGUUGUACAUUUGAUUUGCUUCUGUUUGACUUCUUUGGAUUCCAAAAUGUCAUGGCGUAUAGACCUACAGAGAAAGUUGUUUUUGUAGCAUGCAACUGGUGUCUGAUAGGUGGAAUAGCUCUGACUGAGGGUAUUGUUCCUGCUGUGGAACAGAGAUUGCUUUGCAAUGUUUCAAAGGUCUUCAGGACAUUAUUGCUAUCCCUGGAUUGGACAAAUUAUGCAAAGAGGAUCAUUCAACCAUUGCAAGCUAGCAAAAUCGUGAAAAAUUGCGUUCGAAUCUUAGUUUUCUGGCCUCCUUAA
Molecule: messenger RNA, 696 nt
Organism: Fraxinus pennsylvanica
Lineage: Eukaryota; Viridiplantae; Streptophyta; Magnoliopsida; Lamiales; Oleaceae
Source: the annotation of a GenBank genome assembly